This is a messenger RNA of Penicillium antarcticum, 1029 nucleotides long. RefSeq lists its product as uncharacterized. The record is from RefSeq and is a predicted model, not a curated record. The transcript has a single exon. Gene Ontology annotation, biological process: carbohydrate metabolic process. Gene Ontology annotation, molecular function: ADP-glyceromanno-heptose 6-epimerase activity; NADP binding. Lineage: Eukaryota; Fungi; Ascomycota; Eurotiomycetes; Eurotiales; Aspergillaceae. The coding region runs from base 1 to 1029 and encodes 342 amino acids.
AUGAUUGUCGUCACUGGGGGAGCGAGCUUCAUUGGCUCGAAUUUGGUCAAGGAGCUGAACAACCGUGGCUUCAGCAACAUCGUCGUAGUCGAUGACCUUGGCACUGAUGGCGCUAAAUUUCGCAACCUAGCUGACUGUCAGAUCACUGAUCUGAUUUCGCCCUCCGAUUUCCGUGCUGCUAUCUGCAACAAAACCUCCACCAUUGGGACUACUGAAUUCAGGGCUCUCAGCCGCAACAAGCAGUUCCUCACGCAGACCCGCAUUGUCUACCACUACGGUGGCGCAUCUGCCGAAGCCAGCGGCGCUGAUGUAAUGGAUGCUUACUUCACCUACGCAAAGGAAGUGCUCAACUGGUGCCAGGUGUUGAAGAUCCGAUUCAUCUACGCCUCUUCCUCUGCUGUCUAUGGAGCUGGCCCAAACUUCAGUGACAGGGACGGCAAAGAAGCCCCUCUGACUCCCAAGGGCUACUGCCACCUGCUCUUUGACCAGUACGCCGUGAAGAACAAGCAGAAUCCUAGUCAGCAGGUCACUGGUCUUCGCCUCUUCAACGUCUACGGACCUGCCGAGCAAUACAAGGGCACCAAGGCUAGCGUUGUCAACCAAUUCUACAACAAACGCAUGGAGUUCAAGGCGGUCGAGCUUUUCGGAGAAUACGCGGGAUAUGAAGCUGGACAGCAGAAGCGCGACUUUGUUCACGUGGAGGAUGUGGCUCGCCUAAACUGCUGGUUCUAUGACCACCCCGAAGCCGAGGGAAUUUACAACGUCGGCACUGGCAAGGCAAGAUCUUUCAAGGAGGUCGCCACGCAGGUUGUUGGCCACUUCGGCAGUCCAGAGGGAUACAUCCGCAACGUCCAGUUCCCUCACCAUUUGAAGGGAAGUUACCAGAACACCACCUGUGCCGAUAUCUCCAGCCUUCGUUGCAAGAAUGCGCGCAUGGUCUUCCGUGACAUUGAGAAAGGUAUUCCUGAGUACAUGGAGUGGCUUGAUGGUACCUUGUUCAACCACCAAAAGCAGGCCGAGAAGGAGUGA